Messenger RNA from Symbiodinium natans, 5262 nucleotides. The record is from the annotation of a GenBank genome assembly. Lineage: Eukaryota; Dinophyceae; Suessiales; Symbiodiniaceae.
AUGGAGCCCACAGAACCUACAGAGCCCAUGGAACUCACAGAACCCAUGGAGCCAAUGGAACUCACAGAACCCAUGGAGCCGAUGGAACCCGCAGAGCCCAUGGAAGAAGUGGAACAAGAAGAAGAAAUGGAGCCACGAAGAAAGGAGAUCAAAAUUCACCGUGUUGGCAUGGGAAAAGGCUACGGAUCUUCAGCAAGCAGUGCAGCUGAAGGAAGUGGAAGUGCACCAAGCUAUAUGCCUCCAAAGCCGAAGAAGAAGCCCGAACGACCAGUGGUGGAAGGAAGAGAUUACAUUCCCUUGGAAGGAGGAGAACCAGACGGGCCAGUGGAGAUCGGGAGUCCUAGUUCCUCUAGCCCCGAAACUACAAUGGUGUACCAAGAGGCACCACCUACACCAAGAAGGGAGCCGAGAACACUUUCGUCUGGGCACAUCGCCUUGGAGCUGCAAGAGCAGCAAGACAAGAACGAGCUCCAGAGUGUCCACCUCCGGACCCAAUGCCGUGUGGUACGAAACUUCCUCUUCACACGCUGGACGGGGAACCCAGCAACGCAGCAGUGGCGGAACACAUCCGCCGGAACGAGGAAGAGUAUGCUGCAAGACGUGCCGGUGCAAUUCCUUCAGGAGACGAAGCAAGAGCCAGGGAAUCCAAGGAAUUUGCUCGUGGAGUUGCAUACUUUCGGGCCAGGUACGGCCAGCGAAGCCAAAGCAGUGGAACAGCGAGUUCCAGCCGAGACACGGGGCCUGGGACCCUACAACCCAGGACGGGGCCUGGGACCCUACAACCCAGGAUGGAAGAUGCGAGAGCUGAACCAGGGAGCAGUUCCAGAGGACCACCUCCGAAGGAACGACCUGCUGGAAGCAAGGCGCCACCUCCAGAGCCAAAGGGACCACCACCGAAGCGAGUGGGAGCAACGCAAGCCACUACGCUCUACCCGAAUUCUCCUUGGAGGAGAACAGAAAGGAGAAGAAUGCGAGAAAGGGGCGAGGAGCCAAACCCUGGAAGUGAGGAAGAUGAAUGGGGAGAUUGGUCAGGACAAUGAGGUCGACUACCAGAAGGAGAAAGCAGAGAUCGACUACCAGGAGGAGAAAACAGAGAUCGACUACCAGGAGGAAUCAAAAUUCUAUGGCCUAUGUACAAACAAGAGCCUCUACUCCGACAAGACUAUGAAUGGAACAAGAGAUCCAUUGGUGAUGUGGAUUUGGACCAGCAUUCCAGGAGCAAAGAACCUCUACGACCCCAAGACUAUGCAAUUCGAUUACAAUGGAGCAAUGGCAAUGAUGCUUAUGCUUGGAGCGCUUGAGCAGAGGGGCACGGAGAGAUCACUUGCGUUCGUGUGCUUGUGUGAGAAAACAACAGAGAGGUUGGAGCAACAAGCAAGCAGUUCGGAUGAUCUGAACCGAAGGAUUGAAAGUGCGACAAAGGCGAUCAAGGCACCAGAUGUUUGGAACCCACAAGCCUCGGGAGAACAUCCACCGGAUUUUACAACCUGGAAACAUCAGUUUCUGAAUUGGCUAGGUUUUGCCGAUUCGCAGUACUCAGAAGCUCUAAGUAUGAUUGAAAGUCUGGGAGCAACGCCGAUCGAUGUUUCGACUCUCACUACAGUGGAGAGAGAACUUUCGACAAAGCUUUACCACAUACUGACUUCGUAUAUGCGGGGGGCAGCAACGCAACUGUCUCGAAAUUGGAGCAGGGAGCGAUGUGGGUAUCGUCUCUAUCAAAGUUUGCUUUGGGAAUACCAACCAGCCACCAAACAACGAGCUCUAACCCUCAGUCAAGCGAUUGGGAUGUUUCCCAACUUCGAUGGGGCCAAGAGCAUGGUGGAACAGAUUGGUUCACUGGAAAGCCUUGUUCGGGAGUACGAGAUCGCUUCAGGAAAGACCUACGAUCGAGAUUUGUUGAUGGGAGUUUUGCUUCGAUGUUCACCGAGGGCGAUUCGAGACCACCUUACUUUGACAAUGCCCGAAGGAACAAACUACAUGUCAGUGAAGCAAGCGAUUCUUUCAUACGAGCAAAGCAGCAAAACUUGGGAUUACCAGACGGUGUUGAAGCAAAAGACCUUGCAGAACACAGCGAGCAGUUCGAAUGCAGAUCAAGGACCAGCACCAAUGGAAGUGGAUGCAGUGUACGAGAAAGGAGGAGGAAAAGGAAACAAAGGCAACAAAGGAAACAAAGGAGGAAAAGGAUCCUACUCGUGGUCAAGCUUUGGAGCAGGAUUUCGCCAAUGGAGAAAAGGUGGACGAAAAGGAAGCUACAAAGGAGGAAAGAAAGGACGAGGCAAAGGUUUCCACAAAGGAGGAAAGAAAGGCGGAAAGAAAGGUGGAAAGCAUGGCAAAGGAGGAAAGAAAGGUGGAGGAAAGAAGUUGGACAGAGAUGUUUGCCGAUUCUGCAAGCAGCGAGGACAUUGGGGAAACGAGUGUCCAAACCGCAAUGUUCGAGAAGUGCAGGCGAGCGAGGCCAGCACCGAGGUACCCCACUCGACAGUCGAGUCUGUUACUCCGUCGCAGAGUGCGAGCCAAUACAGGAUAAGGAGAGUGAGGAACAUUGAUUUCCAUCACAUUGCGAACACACCACCUGACGGCACAGAGCACUAUGAGCUUAGCGAAGUUUCAGAAGAAGAAGGUGAUUGGUUCACCAGAAGGAUAGAGGUGCAAGGACCAGAGUGCUACUACAUCGGGGAUGAGAGUGAGAACAAACAAGAUCAUGAGAGUGAUGAGCUGUAUCAAUGGUAUGAAAACAGCUUGGAAAGAGUUCAAGGAGGAUUGGGACCUCCAGGAGGAUUGGAACCUCUGAGUCAGGGAGGAUCGGAACCUCUCAAUGUGCGAAUGGUCCAGUUGGACACAAAGCAACAUGUGGUGAUCUUGGAUUCAGGAGCAGAUGUGAGUUUGUUACCACGAAGAUUGUCGGAUGCAGGCGUCGAAGUUUCGACCCCAACCUCUCUGAGGUUGCAGGACGCACAAGGGGGUGCGAUGCGAGUUGAAGGUAUGCGGCGAGCAGUUUUGCAGUUCAGUAGCUGCAGUGUGACUGAGGACUUUGUGUUGUCGGACACCAAUAACAUCUUGCUGUCUUUAGGAAGGCUACUCAAAAAUGGAUGGAAGUUUGUGUCAGUGGGAUGCAAACAGCGCCAAGGGGGCGAGACCUGGGGAGAAGAAACCCAGGCGGGGGAACUUGUAUCUCCCGAUGGUAAGGCACGGGUGCCUGUGGAAUACCAGAGGAAUAGCUUGAGAUUGACAGCGGAAGUUAGAGGAGUCGAGCAAGUCAGGGCAGUCAAGGUGACUUUGGCCUAUGACUUUGGUAAAGUCCCAGAGAAGGAUUGGAGCCUUCUACCGAAUGGAACGCCAGUCCAUCGCCAUUUUGGACUUGAGUUUGUAAAGCCACCGACAGGUACUUGGAAGUACAGGACCACCAUCGUGAAGGUGGGCAACGAAUGGGAAGUGAUUGAAGCAACGGAAUUGCUCGAGCGAAAAUCCGACUUGGAAGAUCGAAUACCGGGAUUGCUUUUUCGAUCAGAAAUUCUCACAUUCUUGCACAGGACACCAGAGUAUCUGGACAAGUGCUUGGUAGAAGAGGUAGCACCAGAAGAAGCACCAAAGGAGGAAGAAAAGAAGAUGGAAGAGGAGCCAGAAUGGUUUGGAAGAGAAAGAGGAGCUCCAGAAGAGUUGCAGGUGCCAGUGCCGAAAGGAGUUGUGAAGCAGCAAGGAAAGGCAGGAGGACACCAAGAGUUGGAACUCGACAUGGGAAGUACUAUUGUGGUGAAUGGAGAGUCACUCACAGCAACGAGUGAGAUUGAGAAGCUGCGAGAAGGUUGUCGGUAUUUGGGUUUGAGCGUCUCAGGGUCAAAGGUGAAGAUGUUCAGGAGACUGUGCAACUACCUCACCGAAGACAGAGAUGAGGACGCAGAAGAAGUUGCAGACAGGCUGAGGAAGCAAAGGCCCAAAGCAAGAACAAGACCCGGAGUGCCCGAACCGACAGAAGCAGAGAUUGAAGAGCAUAUGGCAACCCACAUGCCAAUGCAACCAUGGUGCGAUUUCUGUGCAGCAGCAAAGUCGAAACAGGACCAUACCCCACAAAGCAGUGAAGCAAAGUAUGAAGACCCAGGAAAACCAGUGAUCCAGAUGGACUUCAUGUACAUGGGUCAGAGCAGUGUGAGUCUGAUCAUUCUUGAUUCAUGGACUCGAUUUUCGUGGGCGAUUCCAGUGCCGGGGAAAGCACCGACGAAGAAGUUGGCCGAGAAAGUGGUGAAGUUUUCUCUCGAGAUGAACUACAUUUCCGAAGAAGUUCUGUUUGCGAUUGAUGUGGAGCCAGCGACAACAGCCUUACUGGAUUUGAUUGUAGCAAUACGACAAAAGUUAGGCUACAAGGCUGGAAAGUAUCCAAACAAGCCCUACCACAAAGGAAGAACAGCGAGAGUGGAACGCCACAUUCAGAACCUCAGGAGACAAAGCCUCACGAUGAUUGAAAUGGUCGAGGAUCGGAUUGGGGAAAAGAUUCCUGAAGAUCAUGCUUUACGAGCGUGGGCAAUUCACCACGCAGCAUGGUUGUUCAACAGGUACCACCUACACUCAGGGACGCAGAGUACAGCUUUCCAAUUGGUCUACGGGAGACCAUACCAAGGGCAGAUUUUACCCUUCGGAGAGUAUGUGUUUGGUCUGGCCAAGCCUGGAGGAGUGAAGAAUCGAUCCUUGUGGACAGGAGGAAUAUGGGUUGGAAAGGACGACCGGGACAUGGACGUGAUUACGUCAAAAGAUGGGAUCUUUACGUCAAGAUCUGUGCGGCGCACACAACCAGCGUGGCGCGCACGUGAGACCCUUCAACUUCAAGGUUCUCCUUGGACGAAGAAAGCCCCAAGGCUAGGGCACACCGCGCAUGCGGCACCGUUACCGAGAAUCGUGGAAGAACCAGGCAAAGAGAAAGAAGGAGGAGAAAAUGAGCCAGAGCCAGCAGGAGAUGAAGCAGGAUCUGAUGUGGAAAGUUCAAAGCAUGACACAAUCAGUGAUCUAUUGCUGAGCAGUGGUCAACCUACACCUCGAAGUUCAUCAACGGAUUCCAACCAAGGCGGGGGACAAAAGAGAGAAACUGAAGGAGAAGAAAGAGAGGAACCUGCGAAAGCUAGUAAAGCAGCAGAUGCUGAGGAGCCACCAACGAAGCAACAAAAGACUGCGGAAAGUUCACCUACAAGUGCUGAUCCUGGAAGUCCGAAAGGAAGUCUAUUUCCACCGUUGUACGCCGGACAGGUAGAAGAACAGGAAGACGAAACAGGAUAG